Molecule: messenger RNA, 1336 nt
Organism: Triplophysa rosa
Lineage: Eukaryota; Metazoa; Chordata; Actinopteri; Cypriniformes; Nemacheilidae
Exons: 5
Coding region: 58-423 (121 amino acids)
Source: RefSeq, a predicted model, not a curated record
CAUUCAGAGGCACAGCGUGGAGGCUGCACAUACACACAACAGCACGUUCGGGACAACAUGGCAAGGAUACCUCACCCCUGUGCGACCAUAUCAGCGUGCUUGGCAGGCGCUCUCCUACUGCUGCCGCUGUGCUUGGGUGACCAUUAUGAAUUUGACUAUGAUUCAUCGGAGUACUCUGACAAUUCAACAAUCGCGUACAGUUUCUUCAGCAAUGGCAGCACUGAGGAACUCGAGAAAUUUUUAUUGGGAGGAGGGACAGACACUGGAGGAGACACCAGCGUUACAGAAACAGAUGAAAGUGUGCGAGAAGUAAAACCAACUGAGACAACUUUCUCUGUUAUGAAUCGGGCAUCUAGGUCGACGCCUGUAUAUUUACUUCUUACUCUGGUUAUGAUGGUUUAUCAACUGCUCAGACUACUAUAGAAGACACUCAGCAUUUCACAGAACACUAUCACACAUCUAAAGAGAAGUCCCAGAGGAGGAAGAGCAGAUGGACAGAUAACCUGGACCUUCAGUACAGACAGACACGCAUACACGUGCACACCCACAAAGAGCUUAAGCAAAGACAAUAUCGAGUGGAAAGCAUCCAUGACCAACCACAACAACGCAAGCUGUUCAUGAAAAAAGACACAUUUUUUCGCCUUUUUCGUCGCAAAAUAGAACACAAAAAGCACGCUGGGCUAAAUGAAUGGAAUAGAGCAUGUGACUAUGAAAUGGGGCUAAUCUAAAUGACAGAUUCUUUUGAGUCUGUUUUGUCAAUUUCUGAUUCAUACCAAAACCUGAGUAACAAAAACUUGAGAAAACAAGACUUCUCUGUUAUUUAAUGAAUGUAGAAAUUCAUAAACAUGCAAGCUAUUCAGUAGCUAUUCAGUAUCAUGUACAACAAUACAAAACCACAUGUCUCUGUUUUAGAGACUUUUUAUAUACAAUGUGCACAUCUGAUUGCCACGAAAAUUUCAUUCAUUUGCAAUUAAUUUUCACAAUGUCAGACAAACAAUCAAAUCAGUUUUUUUUAAACAAUUGCCAAUGCCAAUUUCAUCUUUUUCAUAUAUAUCUUUCUAAUUCAUCUUAUGCUGUUGCAGAAAAGCAUAUAAUUGUACUAUAAUUUCUAGCCUUUUGGCAUCAUGACCUUUCAAAAUUGGCAAUUUUCUUAACCACACUGCACUUCUAAGCCUCACGCCUUCCUUCGUAAUCCAAUUUAGCAUAGCAGCACAAUUUAUUUGUAAUGGAUGUAUUAAUAUUAAAAAUGUUUGUAUUAGAUGGUGCUCUACACCAAAAUGCACAUGAAUUUGUGAGCCAUUUUUAUAUGUUGUUACAGAUACUGAAUAAAUAUUUU